UUCAUGGGUCCGUCGGCGGGGAUGAACGUGGCCGGGAUGGGCGGCCUGAGCGGCAUUGCCGAGGGCGCCAAGGCCAUCGUGCCGCUCCACGCGGCCCCGCGGAGGAAGAGGAGGGUGCUCUUCUCCCAGGCGCAGGUCUACGAGCUGGAGCGGCGCUUCAAGCAGCAGAAAUACCUGUCGGCGCCGGAGCGGGAGCACCUGGCCAGCCUGAUCCGCCUCACUCCCACCCAGGUGAAGAUCUGGUUCCAAAACCACCGCUACAAGAUGAAGCGGGCUCGGGCCGAGAAAGGUAUGGAAGUGACUCCUCUCCCCUCGCCGCGGCGGGUGGCCGUGCCGGUGUUAGUCAGGGACGGCAAGCCCUGCCACACGCUCAAAGCUCAGGACUUGGCAGCCGCGACUUUCCAGACGGGAAUCCCCUUCUCCGCCUAUAGCGCCCAGUCUCUACAGCAUAUGCAAUACAACGCCCAAUACAGCGCUACCAGCAACCCCCAGUACCCCACAGCACACCAUUUGGUACAAGCUCAGCAAUGGACUUGGUGAACGCUGGAAGGGAACGCGCACACACGCACACACUACCCACACCCACACACCCAUACAUUAAAAAAAUUAAAAGGAGA
This is a messenger RNA of Leptosomus discolor (cuckoo roller), 617 nucleotides long. The record is from RefSeq and is a predicted model, not a curated record. Lineage: Eukaryota; Metazoa; Chordata; Aves; Leptosomiformes; Leptosomidae.